UUCAAGCAAUGCAGGUUUUUGUUUUGAUCAAAAAAAGAUGAACGCUCUCUCACACGGCAGUGACAUCACGCAAUGUUUUCAGUGCUAUGGCGUACCAGGAAGGGGAGACGCUUGAAUCCUGGCUCAAUAAAGCCACUCGUCCAACUAACAGACAAGAAGACUGGGAGUACAUCAUAGGCUUUUGUGAUCAAAUCAACAGAGAACUAGAGGGCCCACAGAUAGCAGUAACGCUUCUUGUGCACAAAAUCCACUCACCACAGGAAUGGGAGGCUCUUCAAGCUUUAACAGUAUUGGAGGCAUGUAUGAAAAACUGUGGGAGGAGAUUUCAUAAUGAAGUUGGAAAAUAUAGGUUUUUAAAUGAGUUAAUUAAAGUGGUGUCACCCAAGUAUAUGGGUGACAGCGCUUCUGAGAAGGUGAAGACUAAGAUUGUGGAAAUGCUGUACAGCUGGACAGUUGCUUUUCCAGAUGAAAGCAAGAUUGCUGAAGCUUACCAGACACUCAAAAGACAGGGUCUUGUACCACAGGAUCCAGAGCUGCCAUUAGAUAGAACUUUAAUUCCAUCACCACCUACACGACCAAAACAUCCAGUGUUUGAUAAUGAGGAUAUGGGCAAGUUACUUGCUGAGCUCCUCCGUAGUAAAAACCCAGAAGACCUACAAGAGGCCAACAGGUUGAUUAAAAGCAUGGUGAAAGAGGAUGAGGUGCGUGUGCAGAAGGUAACUAACAGAAUGCACACCUUGGAGGAAGUGAGCAUCAAUGUGAAGCUGUUAACAGAAAUGCUGUCCCAUUAUAACAAGGAGCGCUCAUCUGACUCAGAUAAAGAAAUCAUUAAGGAACUUUAUGAGCGGUGUGACAAGCUGAGACGGGCUGCAUUCAAAAUGGCCACUGAAUCUGAAGACAAUGACACAAGUUUAGGCGACAUCCUACAAGCUAGUGACGACCUUACAAGAGUCAUCAGCUCUUAUAAGAAGAUUGUUGAAGGGCAACCCAUCAAUGGUGACAGUGAGGACCCCCAGUCUAAAGCAUGUCACUGUGAAAAUGCUGAGACAGACACACUCAUCGACCUUGCUGAAAGCGACACUCCGAGCCCACCUCAUCCUGCUGCUCUUCUUUCUCAACCUCUGAAUCCUUUUUCUGCACACUCCAUGGUUGCUCCUGUCCCUGUACUCACUCCUCUCCCAAAACCAGUGGGUGAUUCCCAGACCAGUCAGACCAGCAGUCCCAGUCACACAUUACGCGACAAAGCCUCUGCAUCAUUGUCUCUUCUGGAUGAUGAGCUUUUGUCUCUAGGUCUAAAUGACUCUCCAGCUACUCAGAGCAACCAGACCAAGACUAAAUUAUUUGAAGUGUCCCAGCAGUGGAACUCAUUGCAGACCCCAGCAUCAGGAGCUGAUUUGUUUGGCAGUGGGACAUAUUCACAGCCUGCACCAGCAUCAGCAGAAGUCAGUCAUAGUCUACAAAACCUACAAGAUUUGGCCAUGGUUGGGCUUUCAGACAAUAGUCUUACCAGAGGAAGUAGCUUUGGAAUGUCUGCUACUGGACCCUCCUUUGUAUCCGCACACAGCUCUCCAUCUUCAGCCUCCCUUCUGAAGAGCAUGAUGCCUGGCUCUCCUGCUCUAUCCCAGACCAAGUUCCACAGCCUCAGCUCUGCUCCAGGAAGCCCACAAUUUCUCCCACAGUUUCUUCCCAUGUCACCUGGACACCCUACGUUACAGGGCAGUCCAGCAAGAGGAGCAGACUCCUCCCUUAGCAAUAUAUAUGUCCCAUUAGAAACAAUUAGGCCAAGUAAAGUGCUGCCCGUUACAGCCUACGAUAAAGACGGGGUCCGUGUGCUGAUCAACUUUGCAUCCAAUUGUCCUCCAGGCAGGGCUGAUGUCCUGGUAAUGGUUGUGUCCAUGUUAAAUACAGCUCCACUUCCUGUCCAUAAUGUGGUUCUUCAAGCUGCAGUACCAAAGUCAAUGAAAGUCAAGCUUCAACCUCCGUCAGGAACAGAACUGGCCCCAUUUAACCCGAUUUUACCCCCAGCGGCCAUUACACAAAUCAUGUUAUUGGCCAACCCAUCUAGAGAUAAGGUGCGUCUGCGAUACAAACUUGCUUUCACACUUGGAGACAGUCAGUGCAAUGAAGUUGGAGAAGUUGACCAGUUCCCCCCACCAGAGACAUGGGGUCAUCUAUAGCAAAGUACUACCAGUGUUCAUUUGGUUCAGUAUCAUUCCCUCUUUUAUGUUGUUUGAUUUAUUUAUUGUAUAUAUAUAUAACAUAGCAACUAACAGCAGUAAUUUUCUAGCUCUAGGAAAUUAUGGACAUCCAGGCAACUAACACAUCAUAGAAUAUGUAUGUGAAUAUAUUUGAUGAAGACUUACAUUUUCUCAAAUUAAUAUCUUAAAAGCUAUAACUCUACGACUGUAAAGCUAAAUAUGGUCAAUGGUUUAACAUUUAAUAACACUAAGAACUAGAUAUGUUUUAAUACUGAAUUUGUGCACAAGAACGCCAAGGAUUUAAUUAUCUUAAGAUCUAAAUUUGUGGGAUGAAUAUAUAUGAUUAUGUGAAUUGAUUUGAAAAUAGCUUUCUCUUUAUUUUAUUUAGUUGUGGUGAAAAAAAAACUGCUACUCUUUGUCCUAUGAGUGGGCCCCAUUUUUACUAGCUGUAAUACACCCCAGAAACAAUGGUUAGGUUUACAAGGAACAUCAGUGUUUUCUCUUAGCAAACUUGAAGUGAUUAAGGUGUUGAAGAUUAUCAUUUAUUUAUCAUGUAUUUAUGGGUAUCCCUUUGCAGUAUUUUGACAAAUCACUUGAAAAUAAAAUAUGAAGAUUGUUAACAAAAUUGUCACCAAAUCUAGUCAAAGAGUAUAAACAACUGUCAUUUUCUUGUCAUCUUCCAUGUUUUGUAUAAAAUGUUAAAUUAACAUCCUCAGUGUAGUUUUUGAAGUCUGGAGUUUCACAUCUGUACAAAGUAAUUUGCUUGUUUGCUGCAUGGAAUAAAUAUUCUUUAUAUAAACAUUGUGAAAUUAACUUUAUGGCCCUUUAAAAAACAAACUUCAAAAUAUACCAAAUCUUGAAAAGUGUUUUAAUAACAAUAUUUUUUGAAUAUAUACAAAAAUAUCAAACGUGCUUUCAUGUUAUCAUGAUCAUUAUGCCUCCACUGUUCCCUCUUUGACAAUAGCCAUGGCUAGAUUUCUGGCUAAAGCCAGUCGUAGGAGCUCUACUUUGGUCACUUCAAUAUCUUCAUCCUGAAUAGGAAAGAUGUUUUGGGGAAUUUGAUGAGUAACAAUGUACCAAAGCUGCACUCAUUACACUUUUAUUGUAGCAAAAGUAUGCAGAAAAGGGAUACCUGCAUGGGCUGGUCAGGGCUAGGUGCAGUCUUGUUUAAAGAAGAUGUGAGCUCCUCUAAACAGCACAUGAGCUCAUAUGUUUGAUCAGCUGAAAAGAUCACCUGAGUAAAGAACAAAAUGUUAGAUUAUUUUCUUCUACAAAGUCUGACAAAUUAACAGAAAGCUAAAUUAAAUUAAGCUUUUAGUCUUUUUGUCAUUUAAGUGUAUCUUGGAGACUAUGACAAUAUUUAUGCAUUACAGUCAAUUAAGUGAUAUUAAUUUAAAAAACAAACUUCUUUCUGUUCAAGCAGUGGCAGGGCAUCGGUAAGCAGGGUCAUCCAGAAGCUUCGAGGAGCAAUUUUUGCCAUCAUGAGAGAAAGCAGAAGUUUAGCUGCCUCUGUAAAUCUCUUCUCUCCAUAGAGCUUGUGAAACUCACGAUAUUUUCC
This is a messenger RNA of Periophthalmus magnuspinnatus, 3756 nucleotides long. RefSeq names its product ADP-ribosylation factor-binding protein GGA3-like. NCBI's taxonomy places the organism in Eukaryota, Metazoa, Chordata, Actinopteri, Gobiiformes, Gobiidae. The transcript has 17 exons. Gene Ontology annotation, molecular function: small GTPase binding; phosphatidylinositol binding; ubiquitin binding. Gene Ontology annotation, cellular component: trans-Golgi network. Gene Ontology annotation, biological process: vesicle-mediated transport; intracellular protein transport. The coding region runs from base 87 to 2177 and encodes 696 amino acids. The record is from RefSeq and is a predicted model, not a curated record.